This is a messenger RNA of Canis lupus familiaris (dog), 2337 nucleotides long. Its product is annotated as heterogeneous nuclear ribonucleoprotein A3-like. Gene Ontology annotation, molecular function: RNA binding. The coding region runs from base 36 to 1169 and encodes 377 amino acids. Lineage: Eukaryota; Metazoa; Chordata; Mammalia; Carnivora; Canidae. The record is from RefSeq and is a predicted model, not a curated record. The transcript has a single exon.
GAACUCGAGUUGGAAGAGGCGAGUCCGGUCUCAAAAUGGAGGUAAAACCGCCGCCCGGUCGCCCCCAGCCCGACUCCGGCCGUCGCCGCCGCCGCCGGGGGGAGGAGGGCCAUGAUCCAAAGGAACCCGAGCAGUUGAGAAAACUGUUUAUUGGUGGUUUGAGCUUUGAAACUACGGAUGAUAGUUUAAGAGAACAUUUUGAAAAAUGGGGCACACUUACAGAUUGUGUGGUAAUGAGAGACCCCCAAACAAAACGUUCCAGGGGUUUUGGUUUUGUGACUUACUCUUGUGUUGAAGAGGUGGAUGCAGCAAUGUGUGCCCGACCACACAAGGUUGAUGGGCGUGUAGUGGAACCAAAGAGAGCUGUUUCUAGAGAGGAUUCUGUAAAGCCUGGUGCCCAUCUAACAGUGAAGAAAAUUUUUGUCGGUGGUAUUAAAGAAGAUACAGAAGAAUAUAAUUUGAGAGACUACUUUGAAAAGUAUGGCAAAAUUGAAACCAUAGAAGUUAUGGAAGACCGGCAGAGUGGAAAAAAGAGAGGAUUUGCUUUUGUAACUUUCGAUGAUCAUGAUACAGUUGAUAAAAUUGUUGUUCAGAAAUACCACACUAUUAAUGGGCAUAAUUGUGAAGUGAAAAAGGCCCUUUCUAAACAAGAGAUGCAGUCUGCUGGAUCGCAAAGAGGUCGUGGAGGUGGAUCUGGCAACUUCAUGGGUCGUGGAGGAAACUUUGGAGGUGGUGGUAAUUUUGGCCGUGGUGGAAACUUUGGGGGAAGAGGAGGCUAUGGUGGUGGAGGUGGUGGCAGCAGAGGUAGUUAUGGAGGAGGUGAUGGUGGAUAUAAUGGAUUUGGAGGUGAUGGUGGCAACUAUGGUGGUGGUCCUGGUUAUAGUAGUAGAGGAGGCUAUGGUGGUGGUGGACCAGGAUAUGGAAACCAAGGAGGCGGAUAUGGUGGUGGUGGUGGAGGAUACGAUGGUUACAAUGAAGGAGGAAAUUUUGGAGGUAACUAUGGUGGUGGUGGGAACUAUAAUGAUUUUGGAAAUUAUAGUGGACAACAGCAAUCAAAUUAUGGACCCAUGAAAGGGGGCAGUUUUGGUGGAAGAAGCUCGGGCAGUCCCUAUGGUGGUGGUUAUGGAUCUGGUGGUGGAAGUGGUGGAUAUGGUAGCAGAAGGUUCUAAAAAAAUUUCAGAAGAAAAGGGCUACAGUUCUUAGCAGGAGAGAGAGCGAGGAGUUGUCAGGAAAGCUGCAGGUUACUUUGAGACAGUCGUCCCAAAUGCAUUAGAGGAACUGUAAAAAUCUGCCACAGGAGGAACGAUGAUCCAUAGUCAGAAAAGUUACUGCAGCUUAAACAGGAAACCCUUCUUGUUCAGGACUGUCAUAGCCACAGUUUGCAAAAAGUGCAGCUAUUGAUUAAUGCAAUGUAGUGUCAAUUAGAUGUACAUUCCUGAGGUCUUUUAUCUGUUGUAGCUUUGUCUUUUUCUUUUUCUUUUCAUUACAUCAGGUAUAUUGCCCUGUAAAUUGUGGUAGUGGUACCAGGAAUAAAAAAUUAAGGAAUUUUUAACUUUUCAAUAUUUGUGUAGUUCAGUUUUUCUACAUUUUAGUACAGAAACUUUAACAAAAUGCAGUUUUGAAGGUGUUUCCUUGUGAGUUAACAAGUAAAGAAGAUCAUUGUUAAUUACUAUUUUGUAUGAAUUUUGCUAAAGUUAACUGUAAAGAAACACCUGCUGACUUGCAGUUUAAGGGGAAUCUAUUCUCUGCAUUUCCAAACCAUGAAAUGAAUGGGCUCUGACAUGUGGAGAGAAUAGAUAUUUGUAUGUUUGCAAUGUGUGUUUUAGAUAAAUAGAAUUGGGUAUUUAAAUUAGCAUAUUUGUGAAUUUAAUAGCAUUAAGAUUUACCUUCAAAUGAAAAAAAAAACUCAAAAUUCCUAUUUGGUUUUUGUGCAUUUUCUUUCAAAAUGUAAUCAUAUGAUUUUAGUGUGUUAGUUUUGCUGAGAGUCCUAGCUGUGUUUAGAACAUCUCCAUUCUACAUUCACCUUGGUCACAUGUGAACUGCCAUAGUUUUAUUUGGGUGUAAUGAAUGUCUACUGCCCUCUGUUUAAAUUUAAAUUCUGGAAAGGGGUAGUGGAUGUUUUCCCUUUCCCUUAAAAACCAUUCUUAAAAACUUCAAAAUACAGGACCACUAAGCCUGCUGUGUCUGAGCAAAUUAGUGGCUACCCUCUUUUUUCCUUUUUAAAGCACAAGAGGCCCAUAUGUCUUCAGUUAUUUUCCUUGGUUUAAUAUAUAUAUUUUUUUGAUAACAAGCUUUCAGAAGCAAGAGAAUAAAAAUCAUGCAUUGUUGAACCCUUAA